Molecule: messenger RNA, 2025 nt
Organism: Lucilia sericata (common green bottle fly)
Lineage: Eukaryota; Metazoa; Arthropoda; Insecta; Diptera; Calliphoridae
Product: WD repeat-containing protein 46
Exons: 2
Coding region: 131-1930 (599 amino acids)
Biological process (GO): maturation of SSU-rRNA from tricistronic rRNA transcript (SSU-rRNA, 5.8S rRNA, LSU-rRNA)
Cellular component (GO): nucleolus; 90S preribosome; small-subunit processome
Molecular function (GO): protein binding
Source: RefSeq, a predicted model, not a curated record
UGUUUUUACAAAAACGCUAUAGUACAACACUCAUGUAAAUAUUCAAUAUCGUCCGAGCACGUUGUGUUUUUAUAAAUAUUUUUAAAUUUUUACAAGUGCAUAUAAAUAAAGAUAUUUAUUAAUAUAAAAAAUGUCUGAAGAAAUUAAGGAAGAAAAAACAAAGCCAAAAAAUAGUCGUUAUUUUAUUGAUCCUGUAUUAGAAGAAGACGUGGAAAAAAUAAAACAUAAACCAAAAAAUCAACAAGAAUUUCAAGGCGAGUUUAUACAAGUAGACGAAAAAACACCAAAACGUCUUCCAUAUCAUCUGAAGCGUAAGGGAAAGAACAACAAAGAUGCUGGCCACCAUCUUAAAGACAAGAAACCAAAAAUACCAAAAGAACUACUACGCAAAUAUGAGCGCGGCGAAAAAGUGGAAGAGGAUGGCAUUAAGACCAAAUUCUUUAAGCAAAAACAACAACGUAAGGAAGUGUAUUUAGAAUAUGCUACAGAACAAGCUGCACGAACUGAGCUACUGUUGACUGAACAACAAGGUUUUAUUGAAGCCGAUGAAGGUGAAGUGACAGCAGACUAUAGACAAGAGGAAAUUGCCGCCAAUGUUGAUAUACAAUCGGCAGCGAAAUUGUUCAAAUUGAAUUUAGAUUUUGGACCUUAUACUAUGCGAUAUUCUAAAAAUGGUAGGCACUUGUUGCUGGGUGGACGCAAAGGUCAUGUAGCAGCUUUCGAUUGGAUAACGAAAAAGUUACAUUGCGAAAUGAAUGUAAUGGAAGAGGUGGCCGAAGUUAGUUUUUUACAUGUUCACACAAUGUUCGCUUGCGCCCAAAAAGAUCAUGUUUAUAUAUAUGAUAAUCAGGGCACCGAAUUGCAUUGUAUCAAAAGAAUGUAUCGCGUUAAUCGUAUGGAAUUCCUACCGUAUCAUUUUCUAUUGGCUACUGGGAAUAAGGAUGGUUAUGUAUCCUGGUUAGACGUAUCUGUGGGUGAGCUUGUGGGUAACUAUAACACAAAAUUGGGAGAUAUACGUAUAAUGCGGCAAAAUCCAGGAAAUGGUGUACUUUGCAUUGGCGGUGGAAAAGGUGUCGUCUCAAUGUGGUCACCCAAAGUACGAGAACCUUUAGCAAAAUUAUUGUGUCAUUCAACACCAAUGUCAGCUCUGGCUAUUGAUCAAAAAGGGCAACAUUUAGUGACGGCAGGUUUAGACCGUAAGGUAAAAGUGUGGGAUAUACGAGCCUUAAGUGGACCUUUAGCAGAAUAUCAUUUACGUUUGCCAGCAAAUCAUGUGGAUGUCUCACAAAGGGGCGCAUUAGCUAUAUGUCAAGGCAACUAUACCGAAAUAUACAACAAUUUAAUUAUGGGCGAGAAAACAAGCCGCCCCUAUCUGCGCAAGAAUUGUGGUUCAUUUAUUCACGGCAUGCGUUUUUGUCCAUAUGAAGAUAUUUUGGGAGUUUCCACAGCUCAAGGUUUCCAAUCUCUGUUGGUACCUGGUUCGGGUGAGCCUAACUACGAUGCUUUAGAGGAUAAUCCAAUGCAGACGCGUUCACAACGUCGUGAACAUGAAGUACACGCUCUGUUAGAGAAAAUACCCGCAGAACUUAUAACAUUAGAUCCGAAUGAGAUUGCUACUGUUGAUGCUCCCACAUUACAAGAGAAAAUCGAUGCUAAACGUUCGAUAUUCUUUGUUAAACCACCAGAAAUUCAAUUUAAUUCUAGACACAAAAUGAAAGGCAAAGGUGGAAGUGCGAAGGCAUCUCGCAAUAAACAAAUUGUUAAGGAUCAGAAGAGAAAGGAAUUCAUACAAAAUGUUCGCGAAACAAAACAAAACAUCAUUAAAUCUCAUAAAGUUGAUGAUGGUGAUGACUUUAUACCUUUGGAAAGUGAAACAAAACCCAGUGUAUUGGAUCGUUUUAAGCCCAAAGCUCUUAAGAAGAAAUCAUAGUUUUAUAAAUCAAGUUAACAUUUUAGUUAUACAGUAUGUAAUUAUAAUUUUUAUUAAUAUAAAAUACCUACAAUAAAGAAUAUUGUAAAAAUGUU